Molecule: messenger RNA, 1053 nt
Organism: Soboliphyme baturini
Lineage: Eukaryota; Metazoa; Nematoda; Enoplea; Dioctophymatida; Soboliphymatidae
Source: the annotation of a GenBank genome assembly
AUGGACCGUAACAAGGAAAUCAGGCGCCGUCUACGUUCGGGGCAGUUAGACGAUAAAGGUUUUGAAAAUGAAGAUCAGCGUUCAUUUGCCGAAUCUGCGGAUACGGACAAUUCAUCAUCAGAGGAAUUACAGAGUGCAGAUUUGAAUUCGUCUGAAGAGCCUAACAGCGGUGUUCCUUCUCCAUCAGAAGAAUCGCAUGGCGACAAUCAAUAUUCGCUGCAACUGCUUGACAGUGAGACUCGUUCGACUCCAGAAGAUCAACCUGAUGAAUAUCAGCUUUCGUCGGAGGAACUGCUUACCAGGGAUCAGCUGUCUGCAGAUGGUUAUGACAACAACGAAGACUCCUUGUCAGAAGAGCUAUUUAGCGUCGACCAAUCUUCUGAAAGCGAAGACGAAGAAAAGCCUGUGGAGGAAAGACUCACUGUCACUUACAAAAUUGAAGACCAGAUGUUGAGCGGCAAAACGGUAACUGUGAACCGUCUGCGAUUGUGGUGGACAUAUUUUCUGCGGAAGUUAAGGCCCGAUGAAGUUCAGCUGGAGACAGUAGGAAGCCACCCAAAGGAAACAUCGAUAGAAGAGCACAAGAUCUCGCUUGAAGAUUUACGUAAGAAGCUAAAGUGCAAUUUUGAGGAAGGUCUAACGGAUGCUGAAGCUGAACAACGACUGCUGCUUCAUGGUCAAAAUAUUCUUUCGCCACCUCCUGUCACACCAGAGUGGUUAAAAUUUGUCAAAACUCUCUUUGGUGGAUUUGCGUGUCUUCUGUGGACUGGAUCCAUUCUUUGUUUUAGUGCCUACAUCUUUCAGGCUUCUUCUUCUGGGCAGGAAACCGUUGAACCGGACAAUCUGUACCUUGGAAUCGUCCUAGCUUUAGUGGUGAUCGUGACCGCAGUUUUCCAGUAUUACCAAGAAGCGCAAAGUUAUCGAAUAAUAGAAUCUUUCAAGAAGUUAAUACCAACGUUGGUGUUAAUCGGCAUUAUCGUUUUUUUGCAGAUGGGUAUUUCCAGAAACUUGGCCAAGUCUGCUCAGCUCCAGUGGCACAUUCUCAUGUUUUAG